AUGAAGUCGGAGUUGGCUGACUACGGCGGGUCGGGCAACGCAACGUUGAUCUCCAUCGCGCUGCAGCGCAACAACCUGCGCGGCUCGCUCGAGGCGGUGCGCUUCGACGCGCUCGGCGCGGUUCUGGAGUCGCUCGACCUGGACCGCAACGAAUUGGAAGGCCCGGUGCCGUCUUCGCUGUGCCACGUCGCCGCCCUCGCGCAGCUGCGUAUGAGCAACAACCACCUCACCGGCCCCGUUCCCGACUGCUUCAACAUCUCCAAGCAGCUGAUUCGUCUGCCCGCCCACUCGACGCCCAACCGGCACUGCGUGCUCUUCUGGCUCGUCCCUGCGCCCACCCCCAGCGCUGCUGCUGGCGAUGCGCUGCAGGGCCUGUGGGACGAAGUGCUGGGCCGGUCGGGGGCCGUUUGUUACUCCCCGCCCCCACCCACCAUGGCGUCACCUGCAGCACUGCCCCUCGCCGCGCUCGAAUGGGAGGAGUGUACACAGCUCGGAUUUGAUGCCUUGAGGGUGCUGGGCUAUGUGGCGGGCGUGAGCGAGCACAUGGCGGAAUUGCCAGCCAAGGACCUGCGACCGCGCGUCGACCCGCGGCUGUGGGAGGGCAUGUCCGCAUCGCCCCGCUGGAAUGUACGGCCGGGCCGAGUGCUGGUGGCCCACCCACGCACGCCGAACGAGAGCUGGCACCACGCUGUGGUGCUCCUGUUGGAGUACAGCCCGGAGCAGGGCGCGCUCGGUCUGCUCAUCAACCGACCAGAGAGUCUGCUCAAGCGAUCGGGCACGGGCACACCUCCGUCCUAUCGAUCCUACAUCGGCGGCAGCACCAAGGGCUGGUACUGGCUCAGUCGAUUCCGACUACCGGCGGCGCAGACGGCCCCGCGCUCGACGGGGAACGUUUACUACGGCUCCGGCAACAAGGGUCCCAAAUGGGAGAUCGAACUCGAGAACACACGGGCAGCGGACGAAAGUGCCGUGCGGUUCUUUUGGGGCUGCGAGCGGUGGGCGCCGCGGGCCUUGGAGCGGCAGCUCGACCAGGGCAUCUGGUUCCUCGCCGACGUGUCCACCGACGUUCUCUUUCCGCGCCAUCCACUCUUUUCGCACCGAUUCACCGAAGAACGGAACGCUGCGCGGCGAUCACAGUUUUGGGGCCGGCUGUUGGAGCUCAUGGGUGGGCCGUACGCGCCGCUUUCUCGAUUCGCGAUGCUGACCGACGAUGCCCACGAGCGGCUGCUUCACCGCGGCUCCGUCUGCUGCGGCGGCAACGACUUCCUCUUCCACCAACACGACAACGACUUUGCUAACGAUGAAGAAGAAGAAGAAGAUGUCGAUGACGAGGGCCAACACUAUUAG
Messenger RNA from Acanthamoeba castellanii str. Neff, 1347 nucleotides. RefSeq names its product leucine rich repeat domain containing protein. NCBI's taxonomy places the organism in Eukaryota, Discosea, Longamoebia, Acanthamoebidae. The coding region runs from base 1 to 1347 and encodes 448 amino acids. The transcript has 11 exons. The record is from RefSeq and is a predicted model, not a curated record. Gene Ontology annotation, molecular function: protein binding.